Merops nubicus (carmine bee-eater) is the source of this 3673-nucleotide messenger RNA. It is a transcript of the gene ANKIB1, whose product is annotated as ankyrin repeat and IBR domain containing 1. Gene Ontology annotation, molecular function: zinc ion binding; ubiquitin conjugating enzyme binding; ubiquitin protein ligase activity. The annotation marks the transcript as partial. The transcript is spliced from 12 exons. NCBI's taxonomy places the organism in Eukaryota, Metazoa, Chordata, Aves, Coraciiformes, Meropidae. Gene Ontology annotation, biological process: ubiquitin-dependent protein catabolic process; protein polyubiquitination; positive regulation of proteasomal ubiquitin-dependent protein catabolic process. Gene Ontology annotation, cellular component: ubiquitin ligase complex; cytoplasm. The record is from RefSeq and is a predicted model, not a curated record.
GCCUUCGUUGAAAAUAAUCCUGCUAUUAAAUGGUGUCCUAUACCAGGCUGUGAAAGAGCAGUAAGGCUCACAAGACAGGGAUCAAAUUCAACAGGAUCAGAUACACUCAACUUCCCCAUGCUAAAAGCCCCUGCGGUAGAUUGUGGAAAAGGACAUCUUUUUUGCUGGGAGUGUCUUGGUGAAGCACAUGAACCUUGUGACUGCCAAACCUGGAAGGACUGGCUACAGAAAAUAUCUGAAAUGAAACCAGAAGAACUUGUGGGAGUGAGUGAGGCAUAUGAAGAUGCUGCCAACUGCCUGUGGUUACUGACAAACUCCAAACCAUGUGCCAACUGCAAAUCUCCAAUUCAGAAGAAUGAGGGCUGCAACCACAUGCAAUGUGCAAAGUGCAAAUAUGACUUCUGCUGGAUAUGCUUAGAAGAAUGGAAGAAGCACAGCUCUUCCACUGGGGGCUAUUACAGAUGCACUCGCUAUGAGGUUAUUCAACAUGUAGAGGAGCAGUCCAAGGAGAUGACAGUAGAGGCUGAAAAGAAGCAUAGAAGAUUCCAAGAGCUUGAUAGGUUUAUGCACUAUUACACAAGAUUUAAGAACCAUGAACUUAGCUACCAGUUAGAACAGCGGCUUCUGAAAACAGCCAAAGAAAAGAUGGAGCAGUUGAGUAGAGCUCUCAGUGGAACUGAGGGCGGCUGUCCGGAUACCACGUUCAUUGAAGAUGCAGUACAAGAGCUUCUAAAAACUCGACGCAUUCUUAAGUGUUCUUAUCCAUAUGGAUUCUUCUUGGAGCCUAAAAGCACAAAGAAAGAAAUAUUUGAACUUAUGCAGACAGACCUAGAGAUGGUCACCGAAGACCUUGCACAGAAAGUGAACAGGCCUUACCUUCGGACCCCGCGCCACAAAAUCAUCCGCGCAGCUUGUCUGGUGCAGCAGAAGCGGCAGGAGUUCCUGGCCUCCGUGGCCCGCGGUGUUGCUCCUGCAGACUCACCAGAAGCACCCAGGCGCAGCUUUGCUGGUGGAACAUGGGAUUGGGAAUAUUUAGGAUUUGCAUCCCCUGAGGAAUAUGCUGAAUUUCAGUACCGGAGGAGGCACAGGCAGCGCCGGCGUGGGGACAUGCACAGCCUGCUGAGCAACACACCGGACCCCGACGACCCCAGUGAGGGGACAUUAGACACUCAGGAAGGUGGCAGUAGUAGAAGACACGGCACCUCCAUGGUGAGUUCAGCUUCUAUGGGUAUUCUGCACAGCUCUUCACUUCAUGACUAUACCCCUGUCAGUCGCUCUGAAAACCAGGAUUCUCUUCAGGCUCUGAGUUCUUUGGAUGAAGAUGACCCAAACAUCCUGCUAGCUAUUCAGUUAUCAUUACAAGAAUCUGGCUUGUCCAUAGAUGAGGAAACUAGAGACUUUCUCAAUAACGAGGCAUCUUUAGGAGCAAUAGGUACCUCUCUGCCAACAAGACUGGACUCUGCUCCCAUAAGUAUAGAUAAUCCAAGAGGAGCUUUGAGCAGCUCUGAGCUGCUGGAACUUGGUGACGGUCUGAUGAGACUAGGUGCAGGCAGCGAUCCUUUUGCAGCGGAUCGUCUUCAUUCACACCCCUGCAGCGAUACAAGAAGUGGUUUAUACUCAACAUCUAGUGACGCUGAUUCCAGCAGUCAGGAUCCCAACACCAGUGAAAAUCUACUUGGAAAUAUUAUGGCCUGGUUUCAUGACAUGAACCCACAAAGUAUUGCUCUGAUCCCCUCAACAAGUACAGAAACGGAUGAGGUUUCACAGCAGCCCAGUACUGAAGAUGGGUCAGCAGGGCAACCAAAUCUUACAGGGCUGGAGCCUCAGGAAGAGCAUGCACUAUUUGAGGAUGCACUCAAAAAUGAGGGUAGAGGAACCCAAACAGAGGAAAGCACUUCUGUAGAAAACAUUAUUCUAAGUAGAACGGUAUCACAAAGUGGUGAUAGUGACAGGGAGGUAACAAGCACCCUGGAUGCUUCAGGAGAUACUUCAAGUCAGGCUCCUCAAACGUCAAGUGAAUGGAUUGAACAUGUGCAUCUGGUAUGAGCAAAAACUAAGUCUGAAGUCAAUGAGUGGUGGUGACAGAUGGUACAGUAUGUGGAGUGAGCGUUACGGAGGCUUUGUUCCACAUAAUUACGGCUCAGUUGUAACCACUGACGCAACAGCGGAUAUUUAGGAGUUCUCUUGAAUUGUAGUUCUUUAUAAUAAUGUGAACCUUUCAAGGAAUAUCCUUUGCAUUUAUUUAGGUAGUACUUGCCUUUUUGCUCUGAAGAAAAAGGAAUAAGUAGGUUGUAUUCCACAUUCCUAAUACAAUGCAACAUCUGUUUAGCCUUAGGUUGACGAUCCUUAACUUGAAAGUACGGAUUGAAGGCUUACACUGAUUAUUUUGGUUGGUUUUCCUAAAAAAUAGUUUAUUCAAUUUUUUAGAACUCAUUCUCUCACCAAAAUAACAUUUAGUAAUUCAUUUGCAUUUUGUUUUCUGUAACUUUUCCUUACUCAUUUUUCGUUUUGUGAGCAGUGUGAACAGAGGUAUUUAAUGGUUCUCUGUAGUACUGCUCCAGGAACAAGUUUAGGGGAUAUUCUUUCCCACUAAAAUCAAAGAUUUUUUCAUGUCUAUUUACAGUCCAAAUGUGCCAAACUGUGAAUAGUUAGCUGGCAGUAGCCUAACGAAACAGUGCAGUGUUACUCUAUCAAACUAAUCCCACAAUUCAUAGCAGUGACAGAAACCACUGGGUAGCAUUGCUUCUCUAAAUUUAACUGGCAUGUGUUGCCAUGGUGACUGCAUUUAAAGAAAUGUAGCCUGUAUCUUAAGUUAAUAAAACCUAAUGCUGCUGUUAAACAGUUAUUUUAAAUAUUAAAAUACAGCGUGUUAGCAACAGCUAUGCUGUAUUUUAAGGGACACUUUAAUGGAAGUGCAAUCAUAGUUCUUUGUUUUCAUAAUUCUACAAAGCAUUCAAUGCACUAAUAGUGCAAUUACUUUUAAUGAGAACAUUUUAUAAAAAUAUAGGAAGAUGGGAUUUUCAUGUAUUAGCCAGUCCCACAGUUAAAGUUCGGAUAACACAUUCUGCUCAACAUGUUACGGUGCCUUUGCCUAACCCAACUGGAUAGUUGCCACAGUUAAACAAGUAAUUCAAACUCUGUGUCUAUUCUGGAGUAACUAUGCUAUUAAUUGCAAAGACCUCCAUAAAACCACCCAUGGCCUUGCCUUUACAGUAAAUAACUAAAUGUUCAGUCAGUGUUUUUGCAUAAACAAAACACUGCUAGGUAUUUAUUCAAUUGCACAAUAUUCAUUUGCUGUGUGAUUACUGUUUAGUGUAAAAAAAAAAAAAAAUUAAAAACAACACAAAAAACCCUUUUCUUAGUUGUUGUACUGUGGAAAAAAAAUAAACAAAAAAACUGGCUUUAGAUUUGCUUAAAAGCAUCAAUCUACAGUUAGUGAGAUACAAUGGUACAGUAUGUAAUUACAACUAGAGUAAGUUGUCUAAAUGGCUGUUUUAAUUACAUAUAAUCAAAACCUGUCAUAACAUGAGCAAAUUACAUACACUCCAUUUUAAGUUUUGCUUAACUGUUACCAGAGAUCUGUUGAUAUGGUAUAAAAGUUUAUUACUGCUGAGUAUGUAUAGGCAAGUGUCAUGAUAGCAAAGUUUAUGUAUUGGUUACUGUGAGUUCAAGU